This is a messenger RNA of Venustampulla echinocandica, 606 nucleotides long. RefSeq lists its product as uncharacterized. The coding region runs from base 1 to 606 and encodes 201 amino acids. NCBI's taxonomy places the organism in Eukaryota, Fungi, Ascomycota, Leotiomycetes, Helotiales, Pleuroascaceae. The transcript has a single exon. The record is from RefSeq and is a predicted model, not a curated record.
AUGUCAUCAGCGCCUCUUCCUGCUUCUCGCAUUCUGUCAAUAAGUCCUUCGCUUUCCAGAACAGAAACAUAUCUACCGACGGCAACGACGACAAUAACUCAAGAAAGCCAAUGUAAUUCUCAUAAUGGCAACAAUGUUGGCGCUACGUCUGCCCCCUUGACACCACAAAACACUACCCGACCACCCACAACAUCCCACCAUAUUAAAUACUUCGGCGCAGGAGCUUAUCCCUCCUACGUAGUCCUCUCCGUAACCCGCCCAACAACAACAUAUACAACUAUAGUCCCCCUCGGUAACUCAUUCCCAACGGAUGCAUCAUCCUCAGCCUCCCCCCCAGAAACAACAGCUCAAACCCCCGGCAUUCCAACAAGCUCCAUCGUCGGCAUAAUCGUGGGGUGUAUCUUGGCAUUCGGAAUGUUGGCUGGCGUGUUUUAUGUGUAUGCGCUGAGGGCAAAGCGGCAUCGGUUUAUGCAGAGGCGAGGAGGCAGUAGUAGGAAGACCACUAGUACUGGGACCAGGUCAAGGAGGAGUAGACGGUCGAGUAGUGGAGCUGGAGGACAGCCGCCUCCUCCCGGGGGAGUUUUCCCACCUGCAGGAGAACCUUGA